ACUAGCCCCUCUGCACUCUACCGUACAUCAAUAUGCAACCUAGCUCAUCCAACCAGCACGCAUACCCGUCUGGACUUACCCCUGGCGCUCAGGAAGACGCGUCGGUCGGUGCCAGCCGGGGUAAAUUCAGAUUCAAGCUUUUCAAAUUGAGAAAGUCGCGAGCAAAGACGGUUCCCCCUCAAACCCCACAGCAAACGGCCUCCCUCCCUUCUCCAGUCGCUACCCCAGCCCCCAUCCUCGAUCCUCAGCGCGAUGUCAGCCUGCGAUUCUCGGUUUCUCCGACCCCCAUCUCCCUGCCGUCUCCUACUUGGAACAGGGACCUCUCGCAGGCGCCGUUGACGACACGAACACGAAAGCGGUACACAUUCUCCAAGGACCAUGCCUGAGCUGAUUAUUAAUCCUACUUGAAUAGAUGAGAAAGUGGAUAUAUGCGCACAUGAGACGCUUGUAUGCGCUUCAUAGGGGUAAUUAUAAUCGUAAUACCAUGAUGGCGUUCCAAAAAAGCGUGCAGAAUUGCGGAGAGUCUUCCCAAAGCCGG
Molecule: messenger RNA, 538 nt
Organism: Schizophyllum commune H4-8
Lineage: Eukaryota; Fungi; Basidiomycota; Agaricomycetes; Agaricales; Schizophyllaceae
Exons: 1
Coding region: 33-386 (117 amino acids)
Source: RefSeq, a predicted model, not a curated record